Messenger RNA from Limanda limanda (common dab), 1647 nucleotides. RefSeq names its product E3 ubiquitin-protein ligase TRIM39-like. Bases 1 to 1647 code for a protein of 548 amino acids. The record is from RefSeq and is a predicted model, not a curated record. Gene Ontology annotation, molecular function: protein binding; zinc ion binding. The transcript has a single exon. NCBI's taxonomy places the organism in Eukaryota, Metazoa, Chordata, Actinopteri, Pleuronectiformes, Pleuronectidae.
AUGGCGUCUGCCGGCAGUGUGUUGUCUAAGGAGCAGCUCCUCUGCCCCAUCUGUCUGGAUCUGCUUGACCAGCCGGUCUCCACUCCUUGCGGGCACAACUUCUGCAGAGACUGCGUACAGGGAUACUGGAAGAGCGCGAAUGUGUCGCAGUGCCCUAUGUGCAAGCAGAAGUUCUCCCGGAGGCCCGAGCUCAAAGUGAACACCUUCAUCUCAGAGGUGGCCUCCCAGUUCAAGAAGGCGUUGGAGAAAAAAGACAAAAGCGAAGCCGGCACAGGGGACCGAUGUUCAGGAAACGUUUCAUGUGACGUGUGCGUCGGGAAAAGAGUCAAGGCUCAGAAAUCCUGCCUGGACUGUUUGGCCUCCUUCUGUGAGACUCAUCUUGAGCCUCAUCAUGUUCUAGGCACCUUCAAAAAACACCGGCUGGUCAAUCCCACCAUGGACAUGAGAGACAGAGUGUGUGAGAAGCACGAUAAACUCCUGGAGCUGUUCUGCAGCACCGACCAGUCGUACGUGUGCCAGCUGUGCAUCAAGAGAGACCACAAGGCACAUCAAACGGUUCCUAUUGAAGACGAGAGCAGAGAAAAGAGAGCUCAGAUCAUGAAGGUAAACCAAGAGGUGGAAGAAAGGAUCAAAGGACGACAGCAGAGAAUCAGCAAAAUUGACAAAACCUUUGAGCUCAGCAAAGGAAGCACAGAAAGAGAGAUUGAGGAUAGUUUGCAAGUCUUCACCAAACUGCUGCAGAUUGUCCAGAGAGGACAGACGGAGGUGGUGGAGGCGAUCGGUGCAAAGCAGAAACAAGUUGAAAGCAAGGCGAGGGGACUCGUCGCUGAGCUGGAGCAGGAGAUCGAUGAGCUGAGGCGAAGAAGCACAGAGCUGGAGCAGCUCUCACACUCUGAUGAUGACUUUUACCUUCUCCAGAGCUUUCCAGCUUUAUCUGCACAUCCAGCCACCAAAGACUGGUCCGACACUGAGGUGGAGAGCGCUGUGUACGUGGGCACGGUGAGGAGAGCGGUCCGGAGAGUGGUCACUCAGCUGGAGGAGACCGUCAAGACCGAGGUGAAGAGGUUGUGUGAGAGCGAGUUUAUAAGGGUUCAGCAGUUUGCUGUGGAUGUGACUCUGGACAUGGACACGGCCCAUCCCAAACUGGUGCUGUCUGAGAACAGGAAACAGGUUCAUCACGGCGAUGUGGCGCUGAGCCUCCCGGACAACCCCGAGAGGUUCUACCCCGGUGUUAGUAUUCUGGGGAAGCAGGGUUUCUCCUGUGGCAGGUUCUACUACGAGGUCCAAGUGAAAGGGAAGACAGAGUGGGAUAUCGGAGUCGGGCUGGAAUCCGUCAACAGAAAAGGAGGAAGUAUGCUCAACCCCGAAGGAGGCUACUGGACCCUGGGGAUGAGAAGGGACAAGAGCUACUGGGCGCUCAGCAGCACUCCGGUCUGUGUGCCGCUGGUGGAGAAGCCGCAGAGAGUCGGGGUCUAUGUGGAUGUUGAGUGGGGGCAGGUCUCUUUUUACAAUGCUGAAUCUGCUUCCCAUAUUUACUCCUUCACCGGGUACUCUUUCAAUGAGAAACUCUUCCCCUACUUCAACCCGCGGCGAAAUCAUGGUGGCAUCAACUCUGCACCUCUGAUCAUCUCGCCUGUCAAUGUCUAA